Cicer arietinum (chickpea) is the source of this 1051-nucleotide messenger RNA. Its product is annotated as ubiquitin-conjugating enzyme E2 7. Lineage: Eukaryota; Viridiplantae; Streptophyta; Magnoliopsida; Fabales; Fabaceae. The record is from RefSeq and is a predicted model, not a curated record.
UUGAUUUCCGAAGAAGUAUCGUAAUACAAAUAACAAAAGUGUGGGGAUUUAGGAGUUCUCUUUCUGGUUUGUUGUUUGUUCACAAUCUCACAACAAGCCCUCUCUCCUCUCAAAUUCAUGGCCUCCCAAGCAAGCCUCCUCCUUCAAAAGCAGCUCAAAGAUCUUUGUAAACACCCCGUUGAUGGAUUUUCCGCUGGUUUGGUCGAUGAAACCAACAUUUUUGAAUGGAGUGUAACCAUAAUUGGACCACCCGAUACUCUUUAUGAGGGGGGAUUUUUCAAUGCCAUUAUGAGCUUUCCGUCAAACUACCCAAACAGUCCACCAUCGGUGAAAUUCACCUCAGAUAUAUGGCAUCCCAAUGUAUAUCCAGAUGGACGUGUUUGCAUAUCGAUUCUUCAUCCUCCUGGUGAUGAUCCAAAUGGUUAUGAGCUUGCAAGUGAGCGCUGGACACCUGUUCAUACAGUGGAGAGUAUAGUGUUGAGUAUCAUAUCAAUGCUUUCUAGCCCUAAUGAUGAAUCUCCGGCAAAUGUUGAAGCUGCGAAGGAGUGGAGAGAUAGGAGAGAUGAUUUCAAGAAAAAGGUUAGCCGUUGUGUGCGGAAGUCACAGGAAAUGUUGUGAUUCGCAGCCGGCUCCUCAUAUCUUGCUUUUGUGAAGUGAAAGACAUACAACUUAAUGUAAGGAUUGGUUCGCCUGCUACUGUUGAUCUGUGUAGACUGUGACUGGAAGUUGACAGCAUGCUUCUUUUCUUCGGUUGCGCGUUGUUGUUUCUUCUCUACAUGGUUCAUAUGUUGCAACUUUGAAAAAACAAACUGUAUUCUAAGUAUUUUGGCUAGUGUUUUGGGGACUAGUAUAUUGGAAAUUUAGUUUGUUCAUUUGCAUGACCUUUGUGAAAAUUUGAAAUUAGGCUCCAAAUUUUGCCUUUUUCUUAUAUAAUACAGUGAUAUGGAUGUGCAUUCUGAAUUUUCAAUUUGCCUAAUUUACAUGUAUAAUUGUUGCUUUCACCGGCGUGUUAAACAAGUUUAUCUUUUGUACGGGAUUGAAUCUUCUCAAA